This is a messenger RNA of Crotalus tigris (Tiger rattlesnake), 1808 nucleotides long. RefSeq names its product actin like 10 (gene ACTL10). The coding region runs from base 365 to 1444 and encodes 359 amino acids. The transcript is spliced from 2 exons. The record is from RefSeq and is a predicted model, not a curated record. NCBI's taxonomy places the organism in Eukaryota, Metazoa, Chordata, Lepidosauria, Squamata, Viperidae.
UACAGGUUUCCAGGAGUGUCGUUAAAGAUUAGUGAGCAGAUUCAUGGAUCAGAACAGAUUCCAUCCCUUAUCAAUUACUACAUUACAAAUGCUGUGAAAAUUGUUAGGACCUUGAAUAUCAAGAGACAUUAAUAUUAACAAUAUUGAGAGAAUGAGAGUAAAGAGGUUGGCUGAGAGUGUGAAUAUAUAAAUCUGUUCAAACAAGGAUGCUCUAGAAAAGUACUCUGUUCAUGUAUCAAAAGUAUAACCCAAUGCAACAGAUACAAAAAAGUUUUGAGCAAUCUCUGUUAAGAAAUUAAGGCUGAGAUUUCUGGAGAUCAGUGAUUUUCUGAUCCAGGACAUCAAAGAGGCAUAGUGCAAGAUUAUGGAGAAAGUUGCACUUGUAGUAGACAAUGGCAGCAGUUUCUGUCGGUCAGGCUUUGCAGGUGAAGAAAAGCCAAGAAUUGUGAUGAAAACUGCAUCUCUUCCUCCUAUCUAUCAUCCUGUCUGUUCUCUCAAUGAUGAAAAAUUGCAAACUCAGCCACUAAAGCAUGGCAUUAUACUAGAUUGGCAAGCCAUGGAGAACUUAUGGAGCCAUCUCUUUUUUUGUGGGUUGCAAGUUUCCACUGAGGACCAUCCGAUAUUAACAAGUGAUUCCCCUUCCUGUCCGACCACCAACAGAGAGAAGAUGGCAGAGGUAUUUUUUGAAGGGUUUAGUGUCCCAGCUUUGUAUGUGGCCAAUACAGGGUUCCUCUCACUCUGUUACUGUGGUAGAAUUACUGGACUGGCUAUAGAAGCUGGGGCAGGGAUUUCCCAUGUUACUCCAAUAUACUCUGGACAAACAUGUAUGGAAGGUAUCUAUCGAUUGGAUGUGGCUGGAAAUGGUCUCUGCAAAUACAUGCAUAACUUGCUGCUGAACAGCUCGAACAAUCUAUAUCUUCUUAGCACCUUGAACAAAAAGAUGGUAACACAACUUAAGAAAAACUACUGCUAUGUGUCUAUGGACUACAAAAGGGAUCUCCAAGAGAAAACUUGCCACGAACCUGUGAGCAUUGAGACCCCUGAUGGGCACUUGUUAACUUUAGACAAAGAACGCUUUUGCUGCCCAGAGCCAUUGUUCAAGCCCCAUCUGCUCAACCAGAGCUCUCUAGGACUUCAUCAUUUGGUCUUCCAAAGUCUGCAGAAGGUUCCAGAUAAGUUCAAAGGAGAAGUCAUUAAUAAUAUUGUGUUGUCAGGAGGUUCUUCAUUGUUUCCUGGUUUUCCAGAGAGGAUGUGCUUGGAACUGAAUGCUUUAUUCCAUGGUAGAGAGUACUUUAUUAAAAUUCUGGCUUCCCCCAAAAGAGGUACAGCAGUUUGGCUUGGGGGUUCCUUGGCAGCCUCACUCAGUUCUUUCCAAAGCUUGUGGAUGAGAAAACAAGACUAUCAAGAGCAUGGAGCAGCAUAUGUGCACAAGAAAUUUAAGUAGGUUAAGAUAUGUUUCAAUGACAUUCAGACUAUCAUCCUAGUCAUUAGAAUAGAGCUACAGUAUAUAGCAAGACAUUAAUGGGGAAGAGAAUAAGAACACAGUUUGCUCUCUAUUUGUGACUGUAUUUUCUAUCCAACCAAAAUUUUAAUGAUUUCAGUUCUAAAUAUUAAUAUGAUCAGAGAGAAAUCUAUGGACAAAAUAACUUCUAUGCUGUCAAUAUUCAGAGAAGUAUAAUUUAUUGCAAUAUUAUUGUGUUAAUAUAUUAUGCAGUAGGUUGAAAAAGAAGUAUCCAACAAGAAACAAACUAUUAACCCCAAAGCUACCUGAAUAUAUUACUCUUUCAUAAUAGCAAGGAAAUUCCUUG